Messenger RNA from Mycena indigotica, 1614 nucleotides. RefSeq lists its product as uncharacterized. The transcript has 5 exons. The record is from RefSeq and is a predicted model, not a curated record. Lineage: Eukaryota; Fungi; Basidiomycota; Agaricomycetes; Agaricales; Mycenaceae. The coding region runs from base 1 to 1614 and encodes 537 amino acids.
AUGGAUACCAUCUCCGCCUCUUUCCCUAUCGUAAACGCCGACGUGGACGACGUGCUCGACACGCUCCGCCCCCUUCUCGCCGACUUGCUCUCACAAUUUCGGCGGGAGUACAAAAGACAGACUCACACAACUCAGAUAACACUCCGGCCCGCCAUCGACCCGACUGCCCGUCCGGGGAAAGAUGUCGCUAUUGAACUUAAACUCAUUCAGUCCUCGGCGCCUCCUGGGCCUCACAAUGCCAAGACCACGCGUAACGAAAUGAUAGACGAACUCCUUGCCAUUGCCGAUUUUGGCAACUUGGGCAGUUUCGGGCUCGAUAAUUUAUUACCCCAGCUUUGCGGUAGAAGGGUCUACCAUGGUCUUCACAAGCAUACCGUGGCCCUGAUGUACUCUACAAUGGAUGCUCUCAUUUCCGAAUGGCUAGGCGGCCAGCACCCUGAUAUACCUUUUGAACUGCGCAUUCUUGAUGGAGAGCCGAUUCCCCAGUGGGAACCCGUCUCAGACAAGACGCCCACAGCCGAGUUUCCUCCGCGGGCCGAAUGCGACGACGAACGCAUCAAAGUGCUUUUCGGGAUUUAUGGGCCACAUCGUCGAGGAGGCGUACUCGAAAACGUCCAGGUGGGCGGCAAGCAGGUCCAAACACUUCGAUAUGAAUGCGAAGAGGACCUGAUUGCUGAAUGGCGCAAGGGUUCGUACCCUGAUAUACCAUUUGCCCUUCGGACUGCAGUCAACGGGCCGUCAUCUAUCUACCGCGUAAAGGAUUCCCAUCCACCUAUAACACAUUGCAUCGAAGUAUCAGACUAUCCCGCCCGCCGGUUAGGCGAUACUCAGGUCCCCGAAUGCUACAACCCAGGUAUCCGUUGCCUGUUUGCGUCAGAGGUACACAAUCACAUCGGCAAGCCAUGGGCACGACGACUGGGCCACCGGCGGACCUUCAACGGGAGAAAAUCGCUAUUGUACAAGUCGGAGAAGACGCGGUGGCACGACUGGCUACUGGGCAUUUACCCCGACGUCGCUUGGGCGGACCGUCUAAUCGUGGAUGAUGUCCCCCCAAAGCCAGCACGCAAACGGACGCGGGAAAUUGAGAAUGAAGACAACGGGCCUCCAUUGAAGCGAGCAAGAAGAGACUUGGAGUCGACCCCAUCACGCCCGAAUCACUCCCCUCCACAAGUCAAGGUGUUUCCUUUCAGUCGGCUCCCGAGACGCGACCCUCCACACCGCCCGACUGCCCAAGAACUGAGGGCACAGGCGCGCAAGUUCGAACUUGAACGGAAAGCCAUGGAGCUAGCGACACGAGAAAUCCUAAGAGCAACUCCUGCGCGUCCCGGCGAAAGCGGAUUCUUCCGUGUUCUUGACCCAAACCACUACCAACGGAUGCUGGCCAAAUUGACAGAGGAGGAUGCGGCCAAAGCAGCCCAGCAGCCUGAGCCCGGCUUUAGGUUCCCAAACUCCUCCCUCGAGACGAGGAGUAUACGCUUUUCAGCUGACUCCCCCCCAAGCAUCGUCGGCACUUCGCCUCGCAGGAAUGUUCAAUUUGCUCCGCUGCCUCCAGGAACUACUGGAACUUUCCGCCCUCGAGAUACCCUUCCGCCACGGUCAUCCCCUGGCCCAUAG